AUGGGAGCACUUGAUUACCUCUCCAACUUUUGCACAGUCAGAAGCACCAGCAUCAGAGGCAGAAGAAAACCUAUGCAGACAGUUGAAAUCAAAGUCAAAAUGGACUGUGAUGGAUGUGAAAGAAGAGUGAAGAAUGCUGUUAAGAACAUGAAAGGUGUCAAGACUGUGGAUGUUAACAGAAAGCAAAGCCGAGUAACAGUUAGCGGAUAUGUGGAGCCAAACAAGGUGUUAAAGAGAGUAAAGAGCACAGGAAAAAGAGCCGAAUUCUGGCCCUACAUACCUUACAACUUGGUCAGUUAUCCUUACGUUAAUCAAGCCUACGACAAACGAGCUCCCGCUGGUUUUGUCAAGAAUGUUGUUCAGGCUGUCUCAGCCCCAAAUUCUACGGAUGAGCGAAUGACAUAUCUCUUUAGUGACGAUAACCCUAAUGCUUGUUCAAUCAUGUGA
Lactuca saligna is the source of this 447-nucleotide messenger RNA. NCBI's taxonomy places the organism in Eukaryota, Viridiplantae, Streptophyta, Magnoliopsida, Asterales, Asteraceae. The record is from the annotation of a GenBank genome assembly.